CCCAGCAGCGGAGCCGCACAAGCCCGGACGGCCGACCGACCAAGGUUGAGAGCCGCAGAGCAGUCGGCGUCGGGGCUCCGGAGCGCCUUCUGCCCGCUUGGGCUGGCGAACGAGGGAGCGAGCGCGCCGAGGGGAAAGAGCCCCAGCCGGGGGCCGCCUCCCCAUCUCCUUCGCCCGCGUCCUCCUGCCUGCCUGCCUCCUCGGUGGGAGCGCGGAAAGUUUUGCCGUCGGAGCUUUUGCAGCCACUUUUUUGAUUUUUUUUUUUGAAACCCGGACCGACUAGAAGAGCUCGGGGCUCCCCCGCUUGCCCCGGGACGGCCGUCCCGUCUUCAGCCGCCUCUCCCCCCACCCCCUGCGCCUGACAUCGGGAGACCCUCUGCGGACGCCCCGCCUCUCCGGAGCUGGAUUUUACCCGGCCGCCCCGUUAACCGUCGAGCAGCCUCCGCUCUUCGCCGCCUAGAAGCGCCUCGGGGCUUUGCUCUUCGCUCCGCGCUCGCUGCUACUACCACCGCCGCCCCUCUCUCCAUCAGCAUCGCCUCCCACCCACCCCCAGCUACCGGCGCAGUCUAUCUUAGCCUGGAGGGACGUCUCUCUGCAUCCCAGGAUGGGGGUCGGGGGGUGCUUAGUCCUGCCUUGGCGGUGCCUGGUGGUCGUGUGUCUGAGGCUGCUCUUCCUUGUGCCCGCAGGUGUGCCGGUGCGCAGCGGAGAUGCCACCUUCCCCAAGGCCAUGGACAACGUGACGGUCAAGCAAGGAGAGAGCGCCACUCUCAGGUGUACUGUGGAUGACCGAGUCACGCGAGUAGCUUGGCUGAACCGUAGCACUAUUCUUUAUGCUGGAAAUGAUAAGUGGUCGAUAGAUGACCGGGUGGUCAUUCUCACAAACACCAAAACUCAAUACAGUAUCAAGAUCCAUAAUGUGGACAUAUAUGAUGAAGGCCCCUACACCUGCUCUGUACAGACAGACAAUCAUCCCAAAACGUCAAGAGUUCAUCUUAUCGUCCAAGUUCCCCCUCAGAUUAUAAACAUCUCAUCAGACAUCACCAUCAACGAAGGCAGCAGUGUCACUCUCCUGUGCUUAGCCUUUGGGAGACCAGAACCGACAGUAACAUGGAAGCAUCUCUCCAGCAAAGGUCAAGGAUUUAUAAGCGAUGAUGAGUACUUGGAAAUCACGGGCAUCACGAGAGAACAAUCUGGUGAAUAUGAAUGCACCGCGGUCAAUGAUGUGGCAGCGCCCGAUAUUCGGAGGGUAAAGGUGACCGUUAACUAUCCUCCAUCCAUCUCCAGUCCUAAGAAUACUGGUGUUUCAGUUGGUCAGAAGGGGAUCUUGCGUUGUGAGGCCUCAGCUGUUCCAGUAGCAGAAUUUCAGUGGUUUAAAGAAGAAACCAGGUUAGCAAAUGGGCUGGAUGGCUUGAAAAUUGAAAACAAAGGACGGAUGUCCACGCUGACCUUCUUUAAUGUCUCAGAGAAGGACUAUGGCAAUUACACCUGUGUGGCCAUCAACAAACUGGGGAACACCAAUGCCAGUAUAAUUCUGUAUGGCCCAGGAGCAGUACACGAUGGCAACAAUGCAGCUUCCAGAGCAAUGGCCUGCAUCUGGCUAUCGGGCACUCUCUUUGCUUAUUUCCUGCUCAAGUUUUGAUAAGAAGAGCGAGGAUCCUUGCAAAAUGCUGCCUGGUUUCUCCCACACCACAGACUUUUAACCAUCCACGCCGCUGGGGGGAACCUGAAAAAAAAAGGAAACCAGUCUACAGCUUGAUUCUAUUGCUGGGAGGACAAGGGGAGGGAGGGGCAUUCUGAUACCAAGCCAACCACCAUCACAAAUAUUUCCCAAAGCUGAAUCAGUUUUCAACAUCCUUCCUGGACCAUUCCAUCCUCCUCAAAUGCCCUGUGGAAAACUUCUCGACUUUCUCCUUUCUAUGACCGAAUGCUUCUGCCUGCCCCUGGAAGAAGAGAUGCUUUCGUCCAAGAGACAACUGUCCAUCAAGCAAGUCAACAAAGCAUCCUCUUCCUUCGGUGUCUCCUUGACCAACGGAACUGCCCCCCCCUUUUUUUUUAAAAAAAAAAAGAUAACGCUGUACAUAUCUGUUCAUGCUUCAAAGCGUCUACUCAUUUUCUGGAUUCUUGCCUCCCCUUUGGUUGGUUCUUCGAAGGCCUUCGCUACCGUUCUGUGAAGGCCGUCUUUGCAAGCCCCCACUCCCCCCCAGGAUGUGGGUUCACAUGAAGGAUGGAAGUGAUGAUGGGGGAACCAUGUUGCACUUUAAGAAGCAGACUAUGAGUUAGUCAACGGAUGGGCGUGUUGGAAGCUCUCCUCUUCGCUAUUAAAGAAAAACCUGGAGUGAUGGAAUGGAAAGUCAAGCACAUCCCAUUUAUCAGCCUCAUCAGGCCAUCGUUCUGCCCAUUCAUCCAUUCAUCCAUCCAAUUAUCCAUCCAUCUGCCUUCCCAGUCAUUUAUUUGCCAUAUUAAUCAAUUAAUCAAUGUAAUUAUCUGAUGAGCUUUUUUUUUUAAAAUCCAAAUUGUUCCUCUUCAAUUCCCCAUCCAUUCUUCCAACAUCUAUCAGCCUGAUCACCUCCAUCGAGUCCUGCCGUUCGCUAGACAUUUUUUUUUAAUUCCUCAUUAUUCAACCCAUUAUUAGUUUUAAAUGUUCCGCUGCAGUCUUUUGGCCCUUCUUCGCCGCAGAGGGAAGGCACAGAGAUGGUUCGCAAAGGAUCAAAAUGAAUAAUAUAGAUGAAGAAAAGGCACAGUAAAAUAAUAAUAAUAAUAAUAAUAAAAAUCAAAGAACGGGCAAAGACAAUGGAAUAAUAUUUCGGAGCGCAUGGGCAUCAGCAAUUGUGUCACUCCAUGGAUUCUAAGCCUUUUGCAUUCUUCUCCAUUAUCAUCCGAGCGAAACAUUUCCAUUGUCAAGCAUUGCCUUAAAAUAAUUCAACUUAAAAGUGCUGAAUUUAGUGGGGAAAUAUUUGCCAUCCUUUCCAAUGCCCCCAAUUUUCUACUGCACACAGACAUUCAAAGAGACUCAUUGUUUUUCAUUAUCCAGAAACAGCAAUGGGAUCGCCCUUCCGCCCCCCUCAACCCAGGCCAAGCCUCCCCAGAACAACUUUUGUGUUUGUUAUCUUACACAUCCAUCCUCAGAACGGAAGCUGUUGGAGGCCAAUUACUUUGCUAGUUUCUUCCGACAUUAGUUGUACAUUUCUUCAGAAACCUCUCUGGAACAGAAGGGUUUUUGCACAGCAACUUAAGUUCUAAGCGUUUAAUUAACACCGGAGAAACACCGGAGAAGCAACAAAUCAAGAGAUGGGACGAAGCAACGGAGGAGGAGAUCCAUGCGAUUUUGUGUGUGCCUCUUCGGUUUCUUCACUAGCCCUGCAGAGCAGCUAAGGAAUUGUUUCAGGUCAUGGUUUUGUAAAAGCACCACUGAUGGUUCCUGAAAAUUUCUCCCCUGGCUCCUCUUUCUGGAUGAUCCAAGGUUCGAAUUGCUUCUAUCUGCACAAAAAAAAAUAUCCUAAAUGUUGUAGGAAAGGAUUUUGCUUCCUACAAGGAAAGGAAAAAAAAAAAAGAAAUGCUGUUUUUGUUUGUAUUGGUGAUGGGAUAUUUGUGGAUGUCUGGAAUAAACAAGAAUUAAAAAAAAAAACCUACUAACAUUACAGACCACUGUUAGAAAGAAAUAUCAACCAAUAGGUAGUUCUAAUCUAUAGAGUGCUAAGAAGAACGCGGACACGACUCAUUUCAAAUCAAGACCCUGAACAAGGUUGGACAGCUGGGAUGAGUGAUGUCAUCUAACACAAAGAUGACCCCUGGAGAGGAGCCAAGUUCCCAAAUGUCUAGUUUGUGCAUUUUCUUUUGGUGGUAGGUAAAGGUUAUUUCUUAGCUGGAGAACCAAGAUGGGGAAAUAAUUCAUUGUUCCUGAUGUUACGUUUUUUUUUUUUCUCUCUUGGGGAACGUUCUCGGUAGGUGGAUGGUUCCAAGACUGUCUUCUUCAGCCACAACCCUGAAAAGCAGUAAGGACGUAUGGCAGCCACCGUACUGAGCUGCUCUCAGUUGUGUCUAGCCAACACCAAUGGACCUUGUGAGUGACUGGUUCAGAUUCUCAGUGGGUCUACCUGGAUGAGUAAAGAGAUGUCCUGUUCAAAGUGUUUAGCUUAUCGCUCCAUGUACAACAACAGUUCGAAGAUCCUGACGUUUUCUUAUACAAGACUAAAAUAUUUGGGUGGUAUAUUCAUAUUUAAAACACGGGAAGGGUCAGGGCCUGGUUUUUAGAUGAGGGAUGAAAACAGAGACACCCCCAGCUGCAUUAUUAUUAUUGAAUGUACAGACGUUUUCAUCCCAUAACUUAUUUUACUGUCCAUAGUGACACGUUUCUUCGGAUGUCAAGAAAAGAAGUCAUCAGACCUGGAAUUGGUGGUUGAUUUUUUGAGGUGGGGACAGAGAGGGAAAUAUAAAAAGCUGGAGGACAUGGCUUUCGCAAUGAUGUCAUUCUCUUGUCCAUGUCACUCAAUGCUUUCUUUCCCAUAGAUGAUGCCAGCGAUAUAGCACAACUUUCCCUAUUCAACUCGGAAGCUGUUCGUAUACUGAAAUAGCCUUUGAGAGCUUAUGCCACAAUUUCUCCUUAAAGUGUCAUAAGAUGCUGUGUUGUUUUCAUGUGAUCAUGUUGUCACGCAGGGCCUCAGUGCCGUAAAGCUUUUUGAAGUCUGAUUUAAUCUCUACCCGAAAGUCUGUUAAAUGCAAAAGAGAUUUCUGUCCCUGCAGAAACUGGUGAGCUAUAUUUGGCCAAAGACUCGCUUCUUCGCCCCAGAGUUAAAAAUAGGCAGCUAGAUACCUAUAAAUGCUCAGAAAGUUGAUAGCUUUUCCCUCAGCCUUAGAGAAUUUUGGAGAGAAAAAAAAAAGAUGCAUUUGGACUUUAGUUGAUCCUGACUCCAGCGGCGGAUUUUUGGCUGAUUUAGAAAGAGCUUUAGAGAAAUACUGUCUCCAUGCAUAUACACAGAGAGACAAACAUUAACUUGCUCACAUGCAUGUCGGAAGUACCUAAAAUACUUCUGGAUUGAAAGGAUUAGCUGACGAUUAGCUCCAAUUGGACGGAGAUGCCCAAUUGGAUAGAUAGUACCUAUCUAUCUACUUGCGAUUAUACACUUUCAAACUGCUAGGCUGGCAGGAGCUGGAGUGAAUGACGGGAGCUCACCCUGCCACGCAACAGCACAUGGGUCUCAAACACGGGCUUGCUGAUCGUCCACCCAGUGUCCUAACACGUGAGCCACUGCGCUCACGCUAACUCGUAGUCAAGUGAAAUCAACUCUUGGUUUGACUUAAACCACAAACUCGUAGGACUGCAGUGGUGCCCCCGGAUCAAAACAAUGGGCCUAUUAUUCAUAGAACAGUCAUCAUGCCAGUGGUGGAAUUCAGCCAAUUCGCACCACUUCGGGAGAACCGGUUGUUAACUUUCUGAGCAGUUUGGUGAACUGGUUGUUGGAAGAAAUCGUUAAAUUAUUUGAAUCCCACCAAUGCAUCAUGCCCUUAUCCACUCGAAGUAUCUAUGGGUCUUCAAAGGGGGCUAUGCAGAAACUGGUAAGAUCGGCAGAGCGACGGGAUUUAAGAGGUUUAAAAUCAUGCCAUAUAUAUAUAUAAUUAUAUAUAUAUAUAUAUAAUUUAUAUUUUGCUGAUAAAGAAAUAAAGGGAGACUAGUAUAGCUCUAUUUCAAGCUUUUUAGCUUUUAUCAGCUAGCCGUACCCUUACUCGGAUUCGAACUUGGGCUUCCUGCAUGUUAGGCAGUUGAAUUAACCUUCUGAGCCACAAGUUCUCCUCCCUUCAUCAGAAUGCCCCCUCCCACAUGUUGGGGUAGACCAGGUGUCUCAAUAGAAAAACACUUAAUAUAUAGAUCAAACCAACCCCUUGGGAUUAGAACUAAACUGAGUGGAAGGAAAGUGAAGACACUCUAGCUGUAAGUAAUUCUCUUGGAGAUUUUCUGCAUCGGGGGAAACGAGCUACUCUUCCUGAAUUAAGUGCACUGACAUUCUGGUGACACAGCAUAUGCUAAGUUUGCUGAAGAAUGAUUAAAGUUAAGUGCCUGAUGUGUUCAGAUAUUUUUCACAUGCCUCUGGGAGAAUGCGUUUGGGUUGAUGAGAAAUGCCUCACGUUUUGAAGGUGAAACCACUUCAAGCAUCUCCUCCACCAACCACGAGAGAGUCAAGGCCAAGGUGGCCCUCAAUCAGUUUCCACGAGGACUUGUAGGAAGCUUCCAUACACACACACACACACACACACACACACACACACACACACACACACACACACAUAUAUACACACCCUUUGAUUUUCAAGUCAGCCAUCGUUCUAUGUGCUAAAGUUCAUUUGCGUCAAUAAGCCCGCAUACGAGUAAAUAGACACAAGGUUGCAGACAUUGAGAUGAAUCUUUCAAAAAAGAAAAUAUGGCACAAAAAACCCUCCCCACUUCAUUGAAAUUGAAGAUACGUAAGGGGAGACUAACAAAAGUUUUGACACUUUAGAUUGCUGUUGUCAGUCUAAGCACUUUCAAGCAGAUUUCAUAUAUGGUUUACCCAGGGUCUUUUCCCAUGAAAUAUUGGAUGCUUUCUUGCAGAGAAUAUAGAAAGGUGCUCUCACCGUUUGAGGGAUGCUCCUCAGACCUUUUUCGUAACCAUUUGUAGACCUCCUUCGUGCAAAAUGGAUGUCCCACCCCUGAAGUUCUUUCUCACUUGCUUUGACUUGGAUAUAUAUGAUGAAUUUUGUCAGAAUUAUCUACUUUUAUCACAAAUCACCUCCCCUCCGCUCUUACCAGUGCUGAUCACAGUCAUUAGUACAAGUAGUCCUUGACUUAACAACUGCUCAUUUAAUGACCCUUUGAAGUUACAAUGAGCGGUCCUCGGAUGUAUGGCUGUCGAAGCAUCAGCCACAGGAUCAAAAUUGCAACAGUCGCCUUGUUUAGGAAUAGAGAUUCUGGUUGUAAGCCGAGGACUGCUUGCACGGCCUGGAGUAAGGUGAAAUGUUGUUUUUUCAUACACUAUUACUACUUGUGCUAGUACAACAUACACAUUCCAUUGGAUUAUUAAAUCCAUGAAGUCAAUCCAAAACUCUUCUAACGGGGAUGUUUUGCACCUUGCCAAAACAACAACAACAAAAAAAAACCCUUAUCUUCCAAGAAUGUAAGGACACACAAGUUGCAUUCACAAAAAAAAUGAAACUCUUUUGUAGCUAGCUCCUGCUUGCCUCUUUCUAUCAAGCACAAAAGUUCUUAUUUUGGCUUGUUCAAUAUAAUCGAGCAUUUCUGGAACUGUGGUUUGUUUCUUUCCUAAGGAGGCUGAAAGGGAAGUCACAUCAUCUUCAUUUAACGACCCCAUAAUUCCUUGCAGGGUGGAGUCUGGGCAACUGAAUGGAGCUAGCAGAGUGUUUUACUGACCGGAUGCCCUUCCUGUCACCAAUGCAGAGUUUUGUUCAGCGAAUACAUUCUCUCUCCCAGAGAGAGAAAUAUCUGCCUCUACUUAGGAUCGAACUCACAGCCUCCUGAUUGUGAGGUGAGACUCCACCUCUAGGCCACUGCACCACUAAAGGGAAGUCACAUCUACUUCUUUAAUUAUCCCUGGUUUGUGGGGGGGGGGAGACAAACCAGGAAUGAUGGUCCACAUGUAUGAAUUAAGCACUUUCCUAUUAUGUAGUUUUAGAUGGUUCCCCCAAUAGAAGGAAUCAAAUCGGUUUGAUUAAAGAGAGAACUCUGUAAAGUAACUUCUUUUUUAAGACAUGUCAACACAGCCAUAAUGAGUUAGACAAGCUUUUCAUCUUAAUGUAGACUGAUAUAGUUUGAUGAAGAGAGGGGAAACCAUGGCAAUGUUAUCUAUCCAAACAGAACUGUAAGGAUAGGCCAUUAAUUUAAAAACUCAGACUCUUAGCACAAUAAAACAGGAAAUAUUUCUUUCUACUUUUUGCGGUUGAGUAACUGCAAAUAAUGAAAAAUACAUGAAAUAUAGGACUGGCCUUACAGGCUCCCUUUUCUCUUUCUCCUUAACCAUCUAGCUCCGAAGAAGAGUAAGCCAAGAUUUAAGUUAGCUAGUUCUUCUCUCAUCGGUCAUUCCAAGUUUCCCGUUUCCAGUAAACUUGAAUACAUUGUCCAACAAGACAACUUCAAAACAUUUCCAACAUUUUUUGGGGGGGAAAAAUUAGAACUUAUUUCAAACUUGGUUUGUUGUUUGCAGUGUAAGUCAGUUAACUGAAAGGGAAACCAUCAUGGCUGAUUCCUCCAUUGGCUGGGAGAACUGGCAUGUAGUCCUUUCUGUUUGAUGGCGUCAUUAUGCUUGGCAUAAGGUGCUCAUUCAGUCAUCAUGUAAACAAAAUAGCAAGCAUUUUGCGCUUGCAUUCUAGUGACCCACACUGCUAAUCAAAAGCUAUUCCCGUAAGCUCCAUGUUAUCUGUUUCAACCAAUUGUGAUUGUACCUUCAGUUGCAUCAAUCGCUUGUCUUUAAACAAGGAAGCCAUUGGCUCCUUGGUAGGCUUGCUGCUUAACCCUGCUGUGAGCCUUUACUUCUCUCGGAAAAUCUGCUCUUCAAAAAGCGAAUUAAAAUGCAGAUUGCAAGUCAAGACACAUUUCGACCUAGUUAUGCUAUCAGCUGAAUUUAAGACACUUAAAGCAUUCUUGGACGUGACCUCUCCUCCUUCAGAAAAUGAAAUGAUUAAUAUCAAACAUGUAUCUGGGCCACCAGCCUAAUCAAAACAGAUCUACCCACUAGAAGACAGCUGCAUCAAGGACUAUCUCUAGUUUUAUUUUUUAUUUUUUUAAAAAAAUGUGAUUGCUGUUCAUAUAGCAAUCCAAAACUUCAUUUAGGUUUUUCUGGGACACUGUACAAGCCCUUUGAAGAGCUAAGAGCCAUUCCACACGACCUUAAUAAAAAAAUAUAUAUUAGGAACCUUCAAUCUUUCGAGGUUGCUUAUAUUAUUUAAUAAAUAAAUAUCCACAAGAAUUCAGAGAUUCCCUGCUUGUUCCUAGGGGUGUAAAAUUUUCCUUGCUCACAGUCUAAGGGCUCAUUUUGUGAAUUUCAAUAUUCUCGCGGAUGUCCGUUCUCUAUUGAAAUAAAACACAGGAUCCCUACGGAUGCAUUAAAAGCUCAUCGCGCCAAGGAUGCUAAACAAUAAAACACCUGGUUUAGUUUGAUACUUCGUAAAAAAAAAUAGCCAAUAGAUUAAAUUGAAGGCCAAACCAACAUGAGGGAGAAUUCAUCCGAUCUCUCUCAAAAUUCUUCUGUCCUGUUUAUACUCAUGAUUCUGAAUUACUGAAAAUGGACGUCAUGAAUGAAAAUUCUCCUUUUACCGGACUGAAAUGAACAACUCACUGUUUGAAUUAAGCAAACAAACUGACAAAAAAAAAAAAAGUAAUCCCAGAAUAGGGGAAAAAUAAUUUCUGUUAUUGACACGUACCAGAAAGCAUUUUUUUUUCCUUUCAAACAAAAUCCAAUUAUUGUGCAAUGUAUAAGUGCAAUUGUGAGGAAUCUUGUUGCUUGUAUGAAAACGUUACCUGUCCAUUUCAGAGUCCUUAUCUUUGCUAGACCUUAUACAGGUUCUGUGACUUAUCAAUGGUGCAAUUCUUCUAGCUGUAUCAAAGCUAUGGGCUGUGCAUAUUGUUUUCACACCGUUUUAUCCUAUAAAAAGAAAAAAGAAACAAACAAUAGUAAAUAAAUUUUCAGUGUUCAAAUGCUUUAAUGAGGGGGGAAAAAAAGUAUAAUCCAAUGGAAGUUUUUAAAGCAUUAUUUUUUUCUUUUAUUCUGUCAGCCUUCUAGAAAUACUUUUUUAAAGUUUAUUUUUAAUUUCUUAAAGCAAAUGAAGUCAAGUCUCUUUUUUUUUCCUGUCAAUAAUCGUAUUAAAAAUAAAAAAAAACAAAAAAGGUGAAUAUACUACCUGAAAUUUUGUGCAUGUUACAUUGUAGUUGUAACCUUUUCUAAUUCAGAAAGAAUAAGAGAUGGUUGUGAUUGUGCAGUGUAUCAAUAAAGUUUGGAGAAAUUUGUA
This is a messenger RNA of Pantherophis guttatus, 9990 nucleotides long. RefSeq names its product opioid-binding protein/cell adhesion molecule homolog. The record is from RefSeq and is a predicted model, not a curated record. NCBI's taxonomy places the organism in Eukaryota, Metazoa, Chordata, Lepidosauria, Squamata, Colubridae.